Carassius auratus (goldfish) is the source of this 6219-nucleotide messenger RNA. RefSeq names its product zinc finger SWIM domain-containing protein 5-like. The transcript is spliced from 14 exons. Gene Ontology annotation, cellular component: Cul2-RING ubiquitin ligase complex. The record is from RefSeq and is a predicted model, not a curated record. Lineage: Eukaryota; Metazoa; Chordata; Actinopteri; Cypriniformes; Cyprinidae. The coding region runs from base 83 to 3577 and encodes 1164 amino acids.
GUGACGACCCUCCCGUUGUGCGGUGCCUCCGUCUGUGCGCUUCUAGAGACACGGUCCUCACUUCAGUGUUUAUUUGGUUGUCAUGGCGGAGGGACGUGGAGAGCUAUUGCCUCGGCCGCCGCUUCACCUCUCCUUACCCCCAGCCAGCAAGCGUCCGUGCUUGCGUCCCGCUCCUCGAGGACCGGGUCCGGGGCCUGGGCCGGGAUUUCCGAACUCUCGUUUCCGUUGCCCGGAAUCUCUACUGGACUGCGCUGCGAAGGCCGUAGCGGAGAAAUGGGCCUUCGAGAGGGUGGAGGAGCGCUUCGAGCGGAUCCCGGAACCGGUUCAGCGCCGUAUCGUGUAUUGGUCGUUCCCGAGGAACGAAAGGGAAAUAUGUAUGUAUUCGUCGUUUCAGUGCCGAGUGGCGGGGGAAGAGGGCCCGGUAGUGGGCUCGAGCUCGUCCGUUGGAUCUGGUACAGUCCCCGGAGGGGUUACGAAUACAACAGUCAGCGCAGGGACGGGGGUUACCGGAGAUGGACUGCCUUUUCGCCGGGGAAUCCGGCUUUUGGAAACUGGUUGUGUGGACAACGUCUUACAAGUCGGUUUCCACCUCAGCGGCACAGUCACCGAGCCGGCAACACAAUCCGAGCCAGAGACGACGCAUAAGGUGGCCAUCAGCUUCGACCGCUGUAAGAUCACGUCAGUAACAUGCGGCUGUGGCAACCGAGACAUCUUCUAUUGCGCACACGUGGUGGCGCUGUCCUUAUACCGCAUCCGCAAACCCGAGCAAGUCAAACUGCGGCUGCCCAUCUCAGAGACACUCUUCCAGAUGAACAGAGACCAGCUGCAAAAGCUGGUGCAGUACCUUAUCACAGCCCACCACACGGAAGUGCUGCCCACCGCCCAGAAACUGGCAGAUGAAAUCCUGUCCUCCAACUCUGAGAUCAACCAAGUACAUGGGGCCCCGGAUCCCACGGCAGGGGCCAGUAUUGAUGAUGAGAACUGCUGGCACCUGGACGAGGAGCAAGUGAGGGAACAGGUCAAGCAGUUCCUCUCUCAGGGAGGAUACUAUGGCUCGGGCAAGCAGCUCAACUCCAUGUUUGCCAAGGUGAGGGAAAUGCUGAGGAUGCGCGACUCAAACGGGGCUCGGAUGCUCACGCUCAUCACGGAGCAGUUCAUGGCUGACCCGCGCCUAUCUCUAUGGCGACAACAGGGCACGGGCAUGACCGACAAAUGCCGACAACUCUGGGAUGAGCUGGGUGCAUUGUGGGUGUGUAUCGUGCUGAACCCGCACUGUAAAAGUGAAGAGAAGAGCGGCUGGCUGAGACAGCUGAAGAAAUGGGGAGACAUGGACAUCUGCCCUCUAGAGGACGGCAAUUACGGCAGCGAGCUGCCCAACAUCACCAAUGCUCUGCCACAGAGCAACCUGGCUCAGGACUCACUGGCCCGGCCUAGAAGAACGGUGUUCACGAGAGCAAUGGAGGCCUGUGACCUGCAUUGGCAGGACAGUCACUUGCAGAGAAUCAUCAGUAGUGACUUCUACAUGUCCCCGGCUUACCAGAGAGAGGGAGAGAGCCUGCUCUUCAACCCCCAGGGCCUGCCACUGUGGCUGGAUCACGUGCCUACAGCGUGCGCCAGGGUGGAUGCUCUGCGUUCCCAUGGUUACCCCAGAGAAGCCUUGCGACUGGCCGUUGCCAUAAUCAACACCCUCCGGCUCCAACAGCAACGGCAAUUAGACAUAUACAAGCAUCAGAAGAAAGAACUGCUGCAGAGGGGAAUGACCAACACCACCAAUCUGGAGGGCUGGGUAGGCCACCCCCUCGACCCCAUUGGCUGCCUUUUCGCCACUCUCACAGAGACGUGUCGAGUGGAGGAUGACAAUACCAUGGAUACCGGAGAUUCCGGUGAGCCCAAGCCUCCAGUGUACCAUCAUGUACCAGUGUGGGGAUGUCCAGAUGGAGGAGAGUCGUACCUGGCACUGGCCCUAGAGGUGGCGCUGAUGGGUAUGGGGCAGCAGCGGCUAAUGCCCGAGGGCCUGUACGCACAGGACAAGGUGUGCCGGAACGAGGAACAAAUUGUAGCCAAGCUGCAAGAGAUGGAGCUGGAUGACAUAUUAGUGCAGACACUCCGCAAACAAGCCAUCCUCCUUUUAGAAGGUGGUCCCUUCAGUGGUCUGGGGGAGGUCAUCCAAAGAGAGAGUGUUCCCAUGCACACGUUUGCCAAGUACCUCUUCACCGCUCUCCUGCCACACGACACAGACCUGGCGUACAAACUGGGUCUCCGUGCAAUGAGGCUUCCAGUACUGGAGUCCACGGCUCCCUCAGGUGACGGAGGACACCCUCACCAUGGCAUCUCCAUAGUGCCCAGCAGAUAUCCCCGCUGGUUCACACUGGGCCACCUGGAGUCUCAGCAGUGUGAACUGGCCUCCACCAUGCUUACCGCUGCUAAGGGUGAGUGCUACACACCCGGUAGCUCACGACGAGUCACAUGUGACAUGUUGAGAUUGCGGACUGUUUUGGAGGCUAUUCAGAAGCACAUCCACUCCUCUUCCCUCAUCUUCAAACUGGCCCAGGAUGCCUUUAAGAUCGCUACUCCUGCAGAUAACCCUCCUGAUAUCACACUGCUAAAUGUAGCGCUGGAGCUCGGUCUUCAGGUGAUGAGAAUGACUCUGUCCACUCUCAACUGGAGGCGGCGGGAGAUGGUUCGCUGGCUUGUCACAUGUGCUACUGAAGUUGGUCUGAGAGCUUUGGUUAGCAUAUUGCAGAGCUGGUACACACUCUUCACCCCCACCGAAGCCACCAGCAUAGUGGCAGCCACAGUGAUGUCCCACAACACCAUCCUGCGCCUGAGCCUCGACUACCCACAGCGGGAGGAGCUCGCCAGCUGCGCACGCACCCUGGCCCUGCAGUGCGCCAUGAAGGACCCUCAAAACUGCGCCCUGUCCGCCCUCACCCUCUGCGAGAAGGACCACAUCGCCUUCGAGACGGCUUACCAGAUAGUCAUCGACGCCGCCUCCACGGGCAUGACCUACUCUCAGCUCUUCACCAUCGCCCGCUACAUGGAGCACCGCGGCUACCCCCUUCGAGCUUUCAAACUGGCGUCUCUCGCCAUGACCCACUUGAACCUGGCCUACAACCAAGACACGCAUCCGGCCAUCAAUGAUGUGCUAUGGGCUUGUGCUCUCAGCCACUCGCUGGGCAAGAACGAGCUGGCCGCCAUCAUCCCUCUGGUGGUCAAGAGCGUUCACUGCGCCACGGUGCUCUCGGACAUUUUGCGGCGCUGCACCAUGACGGCCCCCGGGCUGGCCGGCAUCCCUGGCAGACGCAACUCGGGCAAGCUUAUGAGCACUGACAAAGCCCCGUUGAGACAGUUACUGGACGCCACCAUCAGCGCCUACAUCAACACCACCCAUUCCCGCCUCACACACAUCAGCCCGCGCCACUACGGAGAGUUCAUAGAGUUCCUUAGUAAGGCACGCGAGACCUUUCUCUUGGCCCAAGAUGGCCACAUUCAGUUCGCCCAGUUUAUAGACAACCUCAAACAGAUCUAUAAGGGCAAGAAGAAACUCAUGAUGUUGGUACGGGAACGUUUCGGUUGAACCUCGCUUGAUUGCAGGGGAAAUGGUUCUUCUUUCAUUCUUCGUUUAUUUAAAGCAUUAUUUUAUUCUUUCUUCCUUUGGUCAUCUUUGGUGAAUGUUUCCGUUUUAUUCGUUUGUUUUGAUCCGUUUUUUUUUUAUUAUUAUUAUUGUGAACAGUUCCUGUUCACCAAGUUAUUCUACCAGGUCGAACCUGUGGAGGGGAGAACAACAACUGUAAUCAUGACCAUUUAUGUUUUUGUUUUGGCUUGUUCUUGAUUUUGUUUGAUCAAGAUUUUGUGAUAAAAAUGUUAAAGUGGCACAUAAAGAGACACCAAAUGAUUAUGUGGUACAUUUUGAGCAUGGGGGAGGCAUUUGGUUGGUUUUGGAAGGGGCUUGAACACACUCGCACACAGUGUUAUUUGUCAUACCUCGAUUGUAAUUUACGGAUCAGCUUUAACUCUCUCUCUCUAGAAAAAGGCCUGAUUUGAAGAGUGAGACGGGCACAUCACCUCAAAUGCUCUGCCGAAUGUCCUAACCACGACUCAAGCAAGCCACAACACAUGAGCCCUCCCCUCUCUCUUGUAUGUGUUACUAUCGGCUCAUCUUAACCUCUGUUCAAAAAUUCAGUGCGAGGAAGACGAUGGCAUAAGAGAAUACCUGUGUGCUCAGUCCUUCCGUACUGUUUCCUGGUCUCGCUGAAUAUGAACAAAACAGAGAUAUUUACCCAUCAAUAUCAGCCAUAUAAUGUGUCUCUGUUACCUCUCAGUGAAAAACAAAAAUGAAAAGACUGGUGUAAGAUUGAGAAGCAGUAAUAAUAUAUAUGUACUAGCACUUCAUUAAAUUCCAUCCCCCUACACGACACAUUGGGAUCAGCAAUGACUCGCUGUGUAUAAAUUAGGUAAAUUUUAUAAAUGCAUUUGACAAAAACGGCUGUAUUGGCAGAGCAAAGAAUUAGCUGGCUUUAAACUGUAUCGUAAUAUCUUCCACAUUCCAUGACCUCCGACCCUCCACAAGUGCCCCAGUGGAUCCGAACACUUAGAAUGCACUCCGCGGCUUCCAUCUGAAGGAAAACGAGAAGAGAGGAAAAGAGAAACAAGAUGCUCAACUCCGUUCUCAGGGAAUCACUUAAAGAAACGAAACCGAAAAAAAAAAAAAAAAAAUAGUAGCAAAAGCAUUUAAGAUAUUGUAAAUAUGAAAGUGUCAAUUAAAAAAAAAAUUGUAAAGUUAUAAUUAUUUAUGAUAACUGUAUGUUUUUCUUUUCGGAUACUUGAAUUUGUCGGGCUGGGAAUGUGACGACCCCUAAGAGGAAAGACUUCAGAAACAUUUCUCAGGUGCUCCUGUGUACAUUUCUGAUUUACGUUUUUUUUGUAAUACAUUUUUGCAAGAGGAAGCAUGUAAAGAAGAAGAAGAGGAGAAGUCAAAUGUUUAUGAACAGACUAUGCAGAACCACUUCACGAUUUGCCCUCUUCACCCCGAUCUUCCUCCAUCUUUUCUCCUCGUUUGGCUCGGGGGUUGGGGGCGCGCUCCCAAAAUUCAACCGUUUGUAUUUUAUAAGUAAUCUGCACGAGCUUCGAGUUUGGAUGGACUUUGCCUUUGAUCUACGUACAACUCUUUACUUUGAAGCCUUAUAGUCUUCUCUGAAAGCACUGCAUGUGUUUCAGGACAUUGUGUUGCCAAUGGAGUGGAGUACAGCACAGAGAAAAACGGACCUACACCUUCAACUGGCCCGAACAAGGAAACGGGGCAUCUGCUGUUCUAUUCUCCUUCGCUUUGACACGGUCCACAUACUUUAGGGUCGUGAUUAUCUUAUAUUGGGGCUUUUUGAGGACAAAGAGGUCUGUUUUGAGGUUGCGACGUACCAUUGCCUAAUCGAGACUUUGAUAGAUGCUUCAUUAAUGGCUAAAUCUUGAGGAGAUUUCUCUAUGUUGUUGGUUAGGGUUGGUCACUUUCAUUUAAAUGGUUUGCUGGUUUCCACUUUUGGUCCGUGGUUUUUUUUUUCUUCUCAAAAUGCAUUCUAGUUGCAUCAACUGUGGCAUACUUGAACCACAAGGUGUUAGUUACAUAAUGCAGCCUUUAUUUCUCACCCGGCUCUUUCAGGGAGCUCUAGAGAAAGCUCACAGAUUAGGGAUUUUUUACUUUGUUUUUUUUUAAGACAUCUGCAGGAUGAUAAUAGUGCUGCCUGUUAAAUUAAAAAUAUAUAAAUAUAAUAAGAAAAAAAGCGAGCAUCUUCUGUAGCUAACUAGUUGGUCCAAUGGCAUUGCAAAAAGAGAAUAACCUCCUCUGGCUUUUGAUUUCUCUCUUCCAUACUCUUUAAGUGUCUGUAUGUGUUAACUGUACCAGUGUUUUGAUCUGUCCUAGAGUUUAGAAGGAAAAAAAAAUAAUAACCGCUGGUAGAGAUUGUUCACUAGUUCAUCUACUGUUUGAUUUUGUUUCGUUUUAAUUUAAGGGAAAGUGUUUGUCGCCUCUUUGUGCUACUGAAUUAUAAAAAGGUAUCCAGUAUUCGUUGCCACAAAAGUAUAGUUCAACAACACUUUCUGUUUGUGCAACCUCUUGAGCUAAUGUCUAUAAACAAAAAUUUAUUACUAUUUAUGUAAUGCUACUACCAUUUUAUAUGAUUUGUGUUGAAUUUCAGUGCUUUUCUAUGAAUAAAGUGUGAAACACAA